This is a messenger RNA of Trematosphaeria pertusa, 1671 nucleotides long. RefSeq lists its product as uncharacterized. The transcript is spliced from 2 exons. Bases 25 to 1545 code for a protein of 506 amino acids. NCBI's taxonomy places the organism in Eukaryota, Fungi, Ascomycota, Dothideomycetes, Pleosporales, Trematosphaeriaceae. The record is from RefSeq and is a predicted model, not a curated record.
AACUCCGUACUAUAAGCCUCGAGCAUGGCUGCGCAGAAUCCUGAGCGCCAUCGCCUGAUCGAAAAAUCGGACGAACACAUCGCCAAACUGCCACACUCGAAGGAAUUACGGUCGCUGAGCUCAGACCAUGAUGUUCAGAAAUUGAUCGAGCGCGUUGCGGAAGAGGCGAGGGAAGCCCAGAAACGAAGGGAGAGGUGGAUGUUGAGAAAGGCGGGCGACAGGGUACAGGCAUUGGCCAAGCGCGUCUCAGAGUUCUUGGCAGCUUAUUCAGGCAUCAUUGAAGUCGUCAAGAACGUCGCAGGGGAAAAGGCACAGGUCCCUUACACCGCAAUCUCCAUCCUCUUCAUCGUAGCCGUCAAUAAAACAGGGAUUGAGGAGCAUAUCGAAUCGACUCUCAACUCGAUCACCCUGGCCUUUCCCGAUCUCGCCCAGAUCUGCGACAUUGUCGACUACUCUCGAUUGCAUCCAUCAUUGGAACGCUUGACCGAGAAUGUAAUCGCAUACAGCAGCGCCGCCGCCCAUUAUUACAAUCGCCGGUGGUUCAGCCGUCUGUGGUACGUGAUCGGGCACCCCCCGAACGCCGAGCUGGACACGUUGAAAGAAGCGAUCGAUAGCGAUGCCAAAGCAAUCAAGAACAGUACAUACAGGUACACGGUGGAGAAGCUCCAAUAUUUAGUCAAUGCGGCUGAAGAACAGCGACAAUACGCCGAGGAGCAGCGUCAACUCGCGGAAGAGCUGCGAAAAGAUGCUGAGAGACGAAGACAAGUGGAGGAAGCCGAUAUUCUCUCAGAUGCGCAAACACUGCUUCAAGUCGACCCAUCCUCGUCCACCACGGUCGACGCAUACCACUCCGCCCUGCUUUCUAUCCAGCACAUGUCUAGGUCCAAAUACAAGCUCUUUGACCGAUCCGUUCUUAAUAGUACGGCGUACGACCGCUGGAAGGAUAACGAGCAUUCAUCCCUGUUCCUGCUACAGGGGACCUCCCAAGCCGCCGACUGCACGAGCCUCUCGUGGCUCUCCAUAGCAGCCUUUGAGCUAUAUGGCGAGAUCAAAGAAGAGAAAGCCGAUUCCUUUAUGACACGCCACUUCUUCAUGAGUGAAGACAACAUGCGCGAAGACGUAGAGGCCUAUCUAGGCAUGGCUCACGUGAUCUACCAAAUCGCUGCUGGGGAACCCAAGACCAUCACCGAACCCGGGAGAUCCCGGUGUCUGAGAACCCAUACGCACAGCGAGGAAUGGAGUAAUCCUGAGCCGGCCGAGCCCUGUCACCUGCUGAGGGAUAUAAUAGACGACGAGGCAAUGAGCAGGUAUGCCUCGGUGUUCAUCUUCCUCGAUCGUAUUGACAGAUGUACCUGCACUGCGAGUGGGUUUGUGGACCAGCUGGUCGGGCUGAUCAAAGAGCAUACGUGCCAUCCUGCCGUUAAGAUUUUCGUAAUCAUGGGAGAGACUCAAAGGGUUACUGAGCGAUCAAUCCAUAUGAGAGGAAUCAAGGACAGGGUGCACCUUGUAACCGUGGACCAGGAGUUUCUACACCCACGCCAUUAAGCAAGGGAGUUGGGCAAGAGUGCGGUAAAACAGAAGAAGUAGUGGAAGAACUUCCGUCUUGAAUGUUAGAAGCCGCCUAUGUUCACAAGAGAGAAACCGCAAAAUUAGACCCGAAACAAAUAGGUG